UGUCGUCACUUGAUAAAUAUGAUGUGAUGUCAUGAUUAGGGGAGUAAACAUUUGAAUACACGUAGUUUUCCGUGAAACAACGAGCUUUUUAUACUCUGAGAAGAAAUACACAAGCGAUAAAGAAUUCUUAUUUUUUUUCAUCUUAAUUUUGCCGAGAAGUUCAAUGAAUCGAUGUUCCGACUGAAGUAUUAUUCCUUCAGUGACAAACUUGGAUGGCGCUUGUCUGGCGUUACGGCUUUAAUAUUUCUUCUGUUGGGUUCCAUAAGUUUUGGUUAUGGAAUUAAACUAAUGGAAUAUGCUGAAAAGAAGGACGUUACACCGAUAUUCUCAGCUAUACCGAUGCUGAUCAGUGGUAUACUAGGAGCUGGCGUUGCAUUGGCCAGAAAGAAAUUYAUUGUGGCGUGCUACGCUAUAUCGUCUACAAUAGUUUUAAUGUUAUCUAUCCACAUGAACUAUCGAUUCAUGUUCAAGGAAUACUCGUUAUUGCCGCUGUACAGAAGACAGUGUCAGACAGAAGCCCAUACGUCUGAAAGCCAACAUUUCUGCCAGCAUUACACUGGAACAGUCAUGCUUUGCUGCGUUUCCGUAUCUAUGAUACCUGUAGCUCUUGGCUCUGUUUUGGCGUGCCUUAYUGACCAAAAGGCAUUGAACAAAAAGAACCUUUAUUUACCAUGGUUCACGUUUUCUAAGGUUGAGCCGUCAGACACCAACAGAAAAAUACGAGAAAACUCAAACAACAAUAAAUUGAUGACAUUUGUCAAGUACAAGCGAUCUGAGCGUAUCGUGGGAGAGAUUCCCGAAACUCAUCCCUCCAAUGAAUACAUCCCUGACAUUCCUGAUUUUAUGGAGUUGGCUAUCCCUAGUUCUGCUAGUCCAGCGUACAAGGCGUACGUGGCUAACGGAUUUGGAGAAUCAUUCAAGAAUGCUUAUAGCAAGUCACUAAAUGACUUGGAUACCAACGCAAUUGAAAGAUUGUACUUAAAAGAUGGUAUAAAAAGUGUUAGUAAUGAUUUGCUAAUAACAAAGAAUAAACCAGAUGGAAGAUCAGAUGUGAACCUGAGGUUUGUUGACGAGGAUUUCUUUAAUCAGAAAAACAGAAAAAACAUGAGCAGUGUACAAUAUUAUGACAAUGCAGCAGAAGACUGGAUUCAAAAUAUAGUUGAUAAUCAUACCUGUAGAAGUCGUCUACAUGGAGUUAGUGACGAAGAAGACUUAGAUAGUAAUAGCGAGCUUUUACUAGACUCAACCACAAAGCCUUUUCUUUCCACACACAAAAACCCAGCUAAAGAUGGCUCGGAAAUUAUUGAAGAUUUAAACAAUAAGAAUUUAUCUGUUUCGGUAACUUUACUUGAUAAUGAAGAAAAGAUAAAUGACACAGUAAAAGGGCUUGGUAAUCCGGACUCUCCUCUAAAUGAUCACAACCAAGAGUUUUUUUCUCAAGAAAAGAACCAAUAUGAUGGAUUUUCCAAAAGUAAAAGAAUCAACGUUGCAAUAAACCCUAGAGAUCUUCACCCUGAGCUUGUUAAAGAAAUUGAUGGCACAAAAUUGUCCGACUGGACAACGCUUGUCAAGUCUGAUAUGAUCCGAGAGGAUUUCUCACAAGACAUAACUCCACCUGGUUUGAUAACUCCAGUGACUGGGCGUUCUUUGCCUGGCGGACAGCUGCACUUUGAGUUUGAUAAAGUUUCUAGUACUUAUAGUGAUAAUAAUAUGUCGAUGGUGGCUGCCCCUGGCCAUGCUCGUAAAUUCUGGAUCGAAUUUGAAGUCCAAGGAGAUUAAGAUUAUUAGGGCAAAAAGAGUAGUAAAAAUGACAGAAUGAAUACAAUAAAAGUUAACACCUGUAUUUAAGACCUGCUAGUCUUCCGUAAAUGAUAUCAAAAAGUAACAUUGUUUAUAAUUUAUUCUAAAAUAUUUAAAAAGAAAGUAAAGUCCAUGCACUUUCAAUUGAACUGUUUUGAAAAACUGAACAUAAAUGCAAUGGUACUGUUAGGCCUUCCUGUAUGGAUGAAUAUAAUGGUUAAAAUUUUACUAUGAAAUUAUAUUUCUAAUGUAUUGAAAUGAAUUUCUAAUACAAAAAUUCAAAAAAUAAAUGGUGUCACAUUCUGUG
Molecule: messenger RNA, 2107 nt
Organism: Exaiptasia diaphana
Lineage: Eukaryota; Metazoa; Cnidaria; Anthozoa; Actiniaria; Aiptasiidae
Exons: 5
Coding region: 172-1779 (535 amino acids)
Source: RefSeq, a predicted model, not a curated record